ACGGAUGUGUGGGAUGGAGCGUUUGAGGAGCCCCGCACAGCAGCCGCUUAACUAAGGAUCCUUGACGUUUGCUGCUUUGCGCCUUCCAGAGUGAUGUUCUCUUACCCGCUUUUGUUGAUGGUGGAGACGGAUGUAACGGAACGUCUUGAACUGAUCCUUUUCCGCAGGGUGUAUUUACAUUUCCAAAAUGAAAAGAUAAAAGAACCUCCCCAAAAGAUAGUGACAACCAAGCGACUCAAGGCAGGAAGAAGUCUGAGCUGAGCAGUAGAGGACCCCCUGGAUCUGGAGAGAAGAGGCAACCUUGGAACCAGUAAUGAGCCAUCCUGACUGCAGGCUGAACCUCCGGCCCCUGGGGACCCCCAGAGGUGUGUCCUCUGUAGCUGGCCCACAUGGUGUUGGUGCUUCGCCAGGUGACAAAAAGUCGAAGAACAAGUCUGCGCGAGGGAAGAAAAAGAGCGUAUUUGAAACCUACAUGUCCAAGGAGGAUGUCUCAGAAGGCUUGAAGAGAGGAACACUCAUCCAGGGUGUUUUGAGAAUUAAUCCAAAGAAGUUUCAUGAAGCCUUCAUUCCUUCCCCGGAUGGUGAUCGAGACAUUUUUAUCGAUGGGGUUGUUGCUCGUAAUAGAGCCUUGAAUGGGGAUCUGGUGGUCGUGAAGCUCCUUCCAGAGGAACAGUGGAAGGUAAUUAAACCAGAGAGCAGUGACAAAGAAACAGAAGGUGCCUAUGAAUUAGAUCUCCCUGAGGAGCUCUGUGGAAGCCAUUUCCCGCAGCAGUCCAUGAAAGGCUAUAAUGACAGUCCUGAUGUCAUUAUAGAGGCUCAGUUUGAUGACAGUGACUCAGAAGAUGGACAUAGCAACACACAGAAUGUUCUGGUUGAUGGUGUCAAGAAACUCUGUGUUCAUGACAAAGGAAAAGAGGAUGCUGAUGCUCUAGUUACAAAAGAUGAAAGCACCUCCACGUCACAGGACACAAGAGCUUCACCAGAGAAGUCGCUGCAAAGAUCAGCAAAGGUGGUUUACAUCUCGGAGAAAAAACAUUCCCGAGCAGCAACUGGCUUUCUCAAACUCUUGGCUGAUAAGAACAGUGAACUGUUUAGGAAAUAUGCCCUGUUUUCUCCCUCGGACCACCGAGUGCCUAGAAUUUAUGUGCCUCUCAAGGACUGUCCCCAGGAUUUUGUGACUCGGCCUAAAGAUUAUGCCAACACACUCUUCAUCUGCCGCAUCGUGGACUGGAAGGAGGACAGCAAUUUUGCCCUGGGGCAACUGGCUAAGAGUCUUGGGCAGGCUGGUGAAAUUGAACCUGAAACAGAAGGUAUACUAACAGAAUAUGGUGUGGAUUUCUCUGAUUUCUCAUCGGAAGUUCUAGACUGUCUCCCUCAAGGCCUGCCCUGGACAAUCCCACCAGAAGAAUUCAGUAAGAGAAGAGAUUUAAGGAAGGACUGUAUCUUCACCAUUGACCCAUCAACUGCCCGCGACCUCGAUGAUGCCCUCUCCUGCAAGCCACUUGCUGAUGGCAACUUUGAAGUGGGGGUUCAUAUCGCGGAUGUCAGUUACUUUGUUCCCGAGGGAUCCCCUCUGGAUAAAGUAGCUGCUGAGAGAGCUACAAGUGUCUACUUGGUUCAGAAGGUUGUCCCCAUGCUUCCCAGGCUGCUGUGUGAGGAGCUGUGCAGCCUCCAUCCCAUGUCUGACAAGCUGACCUUCUCUGUGAUCUGGACACUAACCCCGGAGGGCAAGAUCCUUGGUGAAUGGUUUGGUCGGACCAUCAUUCGCUCCUGUACAAAACUGAGCUACGAGCAUGCACAGAGCAUGAUUGAAAGCCCAACCGAGAGAAUCCCUGAGGAGGAGCUGCCCCCCAUCUCCCCCGAGCACACCAGUGAGGAGGUACACCGGGCUGUCUUGAAUCUCCACAAAAUUGCAAAGGAGUUACGCAAACAACGGUUUGUGGACGGCGCACUACGUCUGGAUCAACUAAAGCUUGCUUUCACUCUGGAUCACGAGACUGGAUUGCCCCAAGGAUGCCACAUCUAUGAGUACCGUGACAGCAACAAGCUCGUGGAGGAGUUCAUGCUCCUGGCCAACAUGGCAGUGGCCCACAAGACGCACCGCACCUUCCCUGAGCGUGCCCUGCUGCGCCGGCACCCCCCACCCCAGACCAAGAUGCUCAACGACCUCAUGGAAUUCUGUGACCAGAUGGGGCUGCCCAUGGACUUCAGCUCUGCUGGGGCCCUCAAUAAAAGUCUGACCGAAACAUUUGGAGAUGACAAGUACUCACUGGCCCGGAAGGAGGUGCUCACCAACAUGUGCUCUCGGCCCAUGCAGAUGGCACUGUACUUCUGCUCGGGGGUGCUGCAGGACCAGGAACAGUUCCGGCACUACGCCCUCAACGUGCCGCUCUACACCCACUUCACCUCUCCCAUCCGCCGUUUCGCUGACGUCCUGGUGCACCGCCUCCUGGCCGCCGCACUCGGCUACAGGGAGCUGCCAGACAUGGAGCCCGACACCCUGCAAAAGCAGGCUGACCACUGCAAUGACCGCCGCAUGGCGUCCAAGCGCGUCCAGGAGCUCAGCACCGGCCUCUUCUUUGCCAUCCUGGUUAAGGAAAGUGGCCCCCUGGAGUCAGAAGCCAUGGUGCUCGGCGUCCUGAACCAAGCCUUCGAUGUGCUGGUGCUGCGCUAUGGGGUACAGAAGCGUAUCUACUGUAACGCACUACCCCUGCGGUCCCACCACUUCCAGAGGGUGGGUAAGAAGCCGGAGCUCACACUUGUCUGGGAGCCAGAGGACAUGGAGCAGGAGCCAGUGCGGCAGGUUGUCACCAUCUUCAGCCUGGUGGAGGUGGUACUGCAGGCGGAGACCACGGCCCUCAAGUACAGCGCCAUCCUGAAGCGGCCGGGCACCGAGGGCCUCCUGGGCCUACAGCACCACGAGGAACGUGCUGACGGUGGCCAGCUGGACUGAGGCCCCCCAGCCAGCCACACCCACCCCCACACCCACCCCACCCACUGGCUUUUAGGGAUAGGACCUUUUGACACCAAAGGGGAUUUUUAAUUUGGUUUUUAACAACUCAGGGUUUUGUUUUUAUUUCUUCAUUCUAUCUUAUUUUUGCAGCUCAGUUUUUAAAUAGACUGGAGAGGAGAGAGUGGGGCUGGAUGGAAGGCUGAGGCCUGGCCAGUGCUUGACCGGAACGGGACAGGACCCGGUCCUCCUGGGAGGCCAGCCCCACUUCAGCCAGGCCGCCCACUGCCUUCCCCUGCCCAGGAAACCGGGGGAUUUUCAGCAAAUCAGUGUCAUGGAAUAAAAUCAAGUGUGAAUUACUGUUUGGUGUGUGGGGCACCACUGGGAGGCCAGGGCAGCAGGGUGCCCCAGGACCCAGGACGAGGGACCCGGCUCAGGCUCCAACCGCUCACAGCUGAGCUGGGGUCACCACCCUCCGGAACCUCUCUGUCAGUUCCAGGAUGAUUCACAGAGCUGGCCACAUGUCAGAUUGAGGCCGGUGCCUCAUUCUGGCUGAUUAGGAACAUAAUUAGUAUGCAAGACAGCAAGCUCACCCAUCGCCCUCCUCAAGUGACUGUGUCUGCCCCCACCGCACCAUCUCUUGUCUGCCUGCUAGCCUCAGGAGGGGGGCCAUGGGUCCUGUGACUCUCCCUCCCACAGGUCCUGGGCCAGGGCUCUGAGUAGCCCUGUCCACACCCCGUGGUUCAAGCUGGUACCUUCGCACCUCCAGUGCCAGCCUUCGCACCUCCACUGGCAGCCCUGAGGGAGCAGAGGGGCAGAGGGGACCUAGGCCUGCAGAGAAGAGGAGGGCCCUCAAACUGGCCUUCCCAACCAAGGUGCCUGGGGGCCCUGGCCUGGCCUAGUCACCCGCCCUGCAUCAUCCUGAGCACCCACCGAUUGCACCAUCCUGGGGACCCAGGGACCAAGAUGGAAGGCCGCUAGGUCGUGCCUUCUCCCCAGCUGGCCUGACCACAGCCUGCACUCCUUCCCCUCCUAACUAGGGAACCACAGGUCAAACUGUGGGUGAAACUAGGGUGAAAACCAUGGUGACCCCGGCCUUGGGUCCACCGUGCUAUUUCCUUGGGCGUCAGGACUAACGAGCCCAUUGGAUCUGGUUGCAAUGAAUUCUCUUCAAAGAAAAAUCCAAUACGGUACCUUGUAGGAGGGCCUCUCGGGGACCAGAGGGCCGAUGGUGUGGCUGCCUUUGUCCACCACCGACAGGCCAGGGCUCGUCCUCCGCCCGGCCCCAGCUGGGUGUGGGAGGGGAAUGGAGGACGCGCCACUGUCCUGCCUUCAGCUUCUUUCUCCUCCUCCAGCGCCUCAGCCAGCCUUCCAAUGUCCGUCUCACCACCCUCAGGAUGUCCCUGAGGCUACCACCCCCACACCCCCCGUUCUGUCCCCACAGCCUCCUCCUGCAACCAAGGAUCUGAAGGGAAGAAGAGGUGAGAGGGUCUGGUGGUUUGAUAUUUGGAUGAGAUUUCUGGGUGUUUCCUGUCCUAGGCAGCCCAACAGAGCCCAAGGGCAAGACAUCCCAACCCUGACUCCGUCCCCUCAACUUCCCACCCUCUGAGGAGGAGCAGCCCUGUCCUGUCCUGGUGCUUUCCCCUGACAGCCUCCCUCAGAGCCUGGGAGCUGAGGGCAGAGCAGGGGCCCCCGGGGAGUGACACCUGUCAGGGAGGCCACAUGUCAGAGCACCUGGGCUCCCUCUUGAGCAGCAUGGACUCAGCAAGGACUUGCUUGGAUGGCAGAGGUGGGUCUCGCCCUGAUGCACCCUAGAGCCAUGGGGGCCAUGGCAACCCCAGCCCACCCCUGCAUCAUCAGAAACUGUACCCAGAGAGGAGGCAGGCUUCUGGCCAAGGAGACAGCAAGCCUGCCCAGCCAGGACCAGGAAUCAGGCACCUGCCCUCCACCGUACCCCCCCCACACCAGUAGGCCCAAAGGAGGCGGCCCAGCACUCUCCCCAAGGUAGCCGGGUCCAUCUUCAUCCCCUGUCCCAGCACACCCGGCUUUGGCGGAGGUCCCCUGAGGGAGCCAGCCCCUCCUGUGUCCCCACAUGAUGGAACUAUGACAAAAGGAAGACGAGACACAAAACCUCAUCCUAAAGGAAGACAUCCCUCCGGCCUCUCCAGAGCCGCUGCACACCGGUACAGACAAGCCCAGGGCCCAGAGCGGGGCUCUGCCUUCCUCAAGGGGCCACCACGGAUCACCAUGGCAGAGGGAACCGUAGAUGCAAACAACGUCACGACACGACGAGGCUCUAGCUAAGCUCCAGGGCUAGAGAGUGUAUUCCCAGCCCUGAAGGGACAGUGGCCAGAAGAUGAUGCACCGGCCCCUCGGGGGUGAAGGGACUGAGGUUCCAAGGUACUUGCCUCACCACGAGGUCGCCAGGAUCAGAGAGUGCCGAGAGCUCACGCUAGAAGAUGCUGGAACGGUAGAUGGUAGAUCGCGUGGACCCUGAGCUGGCCAGAGAACUCUAACCAGAGUUCUAACCAGGGCUGCUCCUUCACUCCUUUAUUUAACAGGGGGAGCCUGCGGUGCUCUGUGUCCAGAGGGGGAGUGGUGAUGGCGGGAGGGUGAAGGCCCAGAGGGAGGUGGCGCGGGGGCAGAGCCCAGGGGGCAGCCUGAUGGCUCUGUGCAGGCCGGGCUCUGAGGCCCGGGGCUCUGUGGGCGGCAGAGGGGGCGGGAAGCCAGAGCACAGGUGUGGAGGGAGCCAGGAGAGCCAGGGGGCUGGCGUGAGGAGGACUUUCCUUGCUGGGGCAGAACAGAUGAGGGUGCAGGCCAUCGUCCCCAGGCUUCAUGCUGAGGACAGGCCCCGAGGGGCCUCAGGACAGAGGCUGGGCAGGGGUGGAGGGUCUG
Nyctereutes procyonoides (raccoon dog) is the source of this 5845-nucleotide messenger RNA. It is a transcript of the gene DIS3L2, whose product is annotated as DIS3 like 3'-5' exoribonuclease 2. Gene Ontology annotation, molecular function: 3'-5'-RNA exonuclease activity; RNA binding. The record is from RefSeq and is a predicted model, not a curated record. The transcript is spliced from 22 exons. Bases 314 to 2953 code for a protein of 879 amino acids. NCBI's taxonomy places the organism in Eukaryota, Metazoa, Chordata, Mammalia, Carnivora, Canidae. Gene Ontology annotation, biological process: miRNA catabolic process. Gene Ontology annotation, cellular component: exosome (RNase complex); P-body.